Molecule: messenger RNA, 4162 nt
Organism: Bicyclus anynana (squinting bush brown)
Lineage: Eukaryota; Metazoa; Arthropoda; Insecta; Lepidoptera; Nymphalidae
Exons: 7
Coding region: 16-2685 (889 amino acids)
Molecular function (GO): UDP-glycosyltransferase activity
Source: RefSeq, a predicted model, not a curated record
AGACACGCGAUUGUAAUGACACGUUUUAUCUUCAUCAUUUUCUCCGUCGUUCUGCUCUGUUGCCAUGUGGAUGCGGCGAAUAUCCUCGGUCUAUUCCCCGUCACAGUGCGAAGUCACCACAUGGUUUACGAGCCAUAUCUGAAACGACUCGCGGAGCGCGGUCACAACAUGACAGUGGCAUCGUUCUUCCCCGUAAAAGAGCCACCGCCAAAUUUCCACGGGAUCAGCUUGCAAGGAAUAGACGAGACACGGCUUGAACAAGUCAAUUUAAGCGCCUUCGAGAACCAGCGUUUGCUUUACAAAAUUCCAGUGUUGGGAGGCAUUGCGAAGGGUAUAAUACCGCUGCAAUCGUUUGCAACAUCAUCUGCCAGAAUAUGUGAGCGGCUGAUAGAUUUCGAACCGUUUAUAGAAGCUCUGAAAGGUGAUUAUGACCUGGUUUUGAUGGAGAAUUUCAUGGGCGAUUGCGCGCUGGCUUUGUAUCGUUUGUACGGUGGAAAAGCGCCGUUAUUGGAUAUUAUGUCCGGAACACCUAUGCCUUGGACGGUGCAACGCAUCGGUGCAGUCGACAACCCGUCCUACGUGCCCGUCAUAACGUCCUCAUUCAAAUCGGAAAUGUCCUUUAUGGAACGUUUGGAAAAUACCCUAUUAAACAUUUGUAUAAAUGAAUGGUUUAAACAACAAAUUACGAUGAAAGAAAAAAAGAUUUUAGAGAAAAGGUUUGGCAGUAUUCCAGACCUCAAUGAGCUGGCCAGGAAUACGUCGAUGAUAUUCUUAAAUACAUUCCACGUGCUCAACGGGGCGAUUCCUCUCGUUCCUGGGCUGGUGGAAGUUGGUGGGAUGCAUUUAAGCCCCAGCACGAAAUCUUUACCUCAGUCUGAAGUCGAUCUGAUGGUGGAGCCUAAACACAGUCACGCGAGUGCGAUGACGCGUUUUAUCUUUAACAUUUUAUCCGUUGUUCUGCUUUGUUGUUAUGUGGAAGCCGCAAAUAUCCUCGGCUUGUUCCCCACCACAGUGCGAAGUCACCACAUGGUAUACGAACCAUAUCUGAAAGGACUCGCAGAGCGCGGUCACAACAUGACAGUGGCUUCGUUCUUCCCCAUAAAAGAUCCACCUCCAAAUAUCCGCGAAAUCAGCUUGCAAGGGAUAGAUGAGACACGGCUUGAACACGUCAAUUUAAACGCCUUCGAGAACCAGGGCUUCCUUUACAAAAUUCCGGUGUUGGGAGGCAUUGCGAAGAGUAUAUUACCGCUGCAAUCGUUUUCCACAUCAUCGGCCAGAAUAUGCGAGCGCCUGAUGGAUUUACAACCGUUUGUAGAAGCUCUGAAAGGUGAUUAUGACCUGGUUUUGACGGAGAUUUUCAUGGGCGAUUGCGCGCUGGCUUUGUAUCGUUUGUACGGUGGAAAAGCACCGAUAUUGGCCAUGGUGUCCGGGGCACGCAUGCCUUGGACGAUGGAACGCAUCGGUGCUGUCGACAACCCGUCCUACGUGCCCAUCGUAACGUCCACAUUCAAACCAGAAAUGUCCUUUAUGGAACGACUGGAGAAUACGCUAUUGGACAUUUGUAUAAAUGAAUGGUAUAAACAACAAAUUGUGAUGAAAGAACAAAGGGUUUUAGAGAAAAGGUUCGGCAACAUUCCAGACCUCAAUGAGCUGGCCAGGAAUACGUCCAUGAUAUUCUUAAACACAUUCCACGUGCUCAACGGGGCCAUGCCUCUCGUUCCUGGGCUGGUGGAAAUUGGUGGGAUGCAUUUAAACAUUGGCAAGAAAUCUUUACCUCAGUACAUCGAGAAGUUCCUAAACGAGUCCGAACAUGGCGUGGUGUUAUUCAGUCUGGGCUCCCAUGUAAAGACCAUGUCAAUGCCGAAGUAUAAGGAGCAGAUCUUCAUCAACGCACUCUCCAAGUUGAAACAGCGAGUGAUUUGGAAGUAUGAAGGCAGCGGAGAAGAGGGAACCUACAUUGGAAAUAUACUGCGGGUCAAAUGGUUACCGCAGUACGAAUUGCUACAACACAAGAAGGUCAUCGCCUUCAUCACCCACGGCGGCAUGUUGGGGAUGACGGAAGCGGUGUCAGAGGGCAAGCCGAUGGUCAUCCUACCGUUGUUCGCUGACCAGCAUCUCAACGCGGCAGCAGCGGCUGAGGCGGGCGCUGCCGUAGUGUUGUCCUAUGUGGAUCUGACUGAGCAAUCUCUUACUAACGCGUUGCAACACGUUCUGAGUGAAGAAUACGGAAUAUUGGGGAUGACGAAAGCGGUGUUAGGGGGCAAGCCGAUGGUCAUCCUACCGUUGUUCGCCGACCAGCAUCUCAACGCGGCAGCAGCGGCUGAGGCGGGCGCUGCCGUAGUGUUGUCCUAUGUGGAUCUGACUGAGCAAUCUCUGACUAACGCGCUGCAACACGUUCUGAGUGAAGAAAUGGUUGCAAAGGCCCGGAAAGUGUCCCAGAUGUGGCACGACAGAGAAUCGUCUCCCAUCGACACGGCUAUCUACCACACAGAACGGCUUAUUCGAUGGGGUCACGAUGCCAAGCUCUACACCAAAGCGAGAGAUCUACCAUUUUACAAGCUAGCCCUAAUAGACGUUGCACUAGCAAUAAUAUUAUUCAUAGUAAUAUUUAUAGCUUUAUCAAUCUAUCUAAUAAAAAAAAUAUUGAAGCUAAUAAUAGGCAAAACCAAAGUGAAAGCUGAAUAAAAUAAGGUCAAUCAUUAAACGCGCAUAAAAUUGCAAUUGAUAAAAAUAGAUCUAUAUAAUCAACGAAUCUCGUCUAUUAUUAGGACCGGAAGGUGACUCACAUUUAAGACAGGUUACUAAUACCUACAUAUACCAACUGAUUUGAGGUAGGUACAACUAUCUAUUCAUUAGUUUCAGCCUAUUUUUACGGCACAAAACAAGGUCAAGGUCUGUCUCAGGAGCGUAGCUAACACCGUAUCAGCCAAAUCUAUGAUACAGGCCCCCGGGCUACAGGCGCCCCUUACGAUUUUUUUUUUAUUCUUUACAAGUUAGCCCUUGACUACAAUGUCACGAUGGUAAGUGAUGAUGCAGUCUAAGAUGGAAGCGGGCUAACUUGUUAGGAGGAUUGCAAGUAAAAAUGAGGAAAAUUUAAUCUACAAUGUCACUUAAUCUGGUGUUUCCCGAAAAAAAACCUAAAAAAAGACGCCUAUAGUUUUCACUUCAGAAAUGACGAGAAGUAAAAAAACUCUCGUUUCUUUCUGUCUUUUUCUUUCUGAAAAAACUGUCUCUUUUUUUCCCGGAUUAGAGCGAGGGCACACGAUGCAUUGCGCUGUGUCGUCUUUCAUAGAAAUAUCUGUAACACGUCAAACUCCGCUCCGGCGCCGCACCGGACUUGCAACCACCGAGACGAGGCGGGUAGGGGUGAAUGCGCUGCGACGUCGGAGCGGCACCGCUCAGUUGUCUUAACAGACUGUCCAACGCUGCGUAGCGGCGCCGCUCGUGUGCCUGCUAAUACGUUGAAUCUUUGCGAUGCGGCACCGGAACGCAUCGUGUGGCCCCGCUCAUAAGCGUGUUGGAAACAUCCUACAUAAAUCACUGUUGAUGACUGCUGUUCGACUAUUUUCUAACUGUUAUGACCGGCUGAUGUUAAUGAUAGUGAUUAAGAUCGUCAGAUUAAAGUGCUUUCCGAGGCAAGGAGGCACAAGCAACUCAGCUCGGAAUUUUUACUGAGUUUUUUAUUUUUGUAGCUAUUCUAAGAAUAAUAACUACUUACAUAGUUUAAAAAAGUAAAAGACACGCUUUUAGCGCGCACUAUAAAUUACAUAUACUGGACGUCACGUGACUAUUUUUUUCGUAUUCCUGACAGCAAGCCCUUUCAUUUGAUAUACUCAUGGGGGUGGAUUUCAAACAGCCAGUACGCCAUCUUGGGGACGCCGCCAUAUUGGAUUUGUAAUGACGUUUCUUAGCUAGUCACGUAUUGUCAUCAGAACUCAAAGCGUGUGCAAAAUUUCACCCUAAUCAAAGACCGUGAAGUGGGUCAAAUUAAGAUUCCAAGAUUUGAUUUUUUUACAUACAUAGAUACAAGUAAAGCUAAAGCGUGUUAAUAAAAAUGCAGCAAAACAUUUAGGUUCUUUUAUUGUUGAAUGACAUAUAAUGAAACUGAAACAAUAGAUUAUUUAUUAUUAUAAUAUAUCAAAUAUAAUAUUAAUCAUAAGCA